CUUCAAUAUGGGCACCGAAAACGACGUCGUAAUUAAGAUACUGUGCCGAAGGCUGCUGAUUUUGAAGGAGCCCGGCGUGCAAUGGCUGAUCGGUUCUCCCUUCCUGCCUUUUCUCACCAUCACUUCCACCAUCCGAUGCCUCCAUAUUCUUCAAGCCGAUCCCCUUUCCGUCGACCUCUCUAAGGAAUCUGAUGAAAUCAGGAGUCUUCUUCCAAGGGGUUUUGAAGUUAUUGGAGCAGUGUUUGUCCAUAAUAAUAAUGAACUGAAAGCAGAGAAAGUUAUCCAUAAUGCUAUCUCAGCUGUUAGGAAUUUUAGGAAGACGGUUUAUGGUGAUGACAAUGAAUCUCAGGAGGUGAUUGGGGCUGUAUUGGAUCUGAACAAUGGCAGUAGUGAUCGUGAUCUGCAGUUUUUCAUAUCUAGGAGGGGUCAUCCCAGUAGUUUAGUAAAAGUGUGCACUGUUAUUUAUGAGGAUCAUCCUGAGAAGAAAGUAUGGGACAGAGGUUGUAUUGUUCGUUGCGAACUUCCUGUGAAGUUGCCUUUGUAUUAUUCUUCAACUAAUACCAAUGAUGUUGAAGGUGUGUAUGCAAGAGCUAUUGAAGACGUGGAAAGAAAACUCAGGGAUCCCGAUGUUGCUUUUGUUAUAGAAGCCCAAGAUAAACCUUCAUUAGGUGGAUUGCCGCCAAUCAUUAUUCAUGGGAUUGAUCUUCCUGCUGAGCUUCCAGACAACGCUUUUAUAAUUGAAUCUGCUGAAGAGUCUCUUGUAAAAUCCCUCAGAUGUUCAUACUUUUUCUCGGAAAGUAAGGACAUUGCAUCUUUUUCCUCUGUGGAGGAGGAUGUCGACAAAAUUCUGGUCAGCAUCAUGUUUAAUAUGUCAAGAAGUGAGAAACCUUCUGCACCUCUUGCUGAAUAUUAUCCAGCAAAUGGAGCAGCUAAGCUUUUAGUAGUAAAUCAUAAAUUAGAAGUUUUGUUAUAUGCUACAAAGGAUUUGCUUCUGACUGAGAUGGUUUCCAAGUUACUUGUUCCUGGGCUAGUUGAUCAGUUACACUCGUUGAAGAACAAGAUAUUGCCAAAUCUCUUGAAACAACAUCCACGGCUAUCUCCAUAUCACUUUGUUCCUCCUGGCUUUCUUCAUCCUAUCACUGCUUUAUAUGAACUUAGAUAUGGAGAGACAGAAUUGGAACAAGUUGAAGUUCGAAGAUCCCUCCAUUUGAGACUUGGGUUACCAUUUGAUCGCCCACUUUUAAGAAUUGCAAACGCGAUAAACUUAUCUUCAGUAAAGGAAAACACAAGGGGCAAAUCAAUUCCAAAGGGCUCCUAUUUGCUGAAAGAUGUUCAUCUUGGUAUUCCAAGCAGCGGAGUAUCUGGUGGUUAUGCCUCUCUAAUUCAAGGUUCUUAUGAAUAUUAUCAUUACCUCCAAGAUGGAUUUGAUGAUUCUGGUUGGGGUUGUGCUUAUCGUUCUCUUCAAACUAUCAUUUCAUGGUUCAGGCAACAACAUUACACUUCCGUUGAUGUCCCUUCACACAGAGAAAUCCAGCAAGCACUGGUAGAGAUUGGGGAUAAAGACCCUUCAUUUAUUGGGUCACGUGAAUGGAUUGGCGCCAUUGAGUUGAGCUUUGUUCUGGACAAGCUACUCGGUGUCAGUUGCAAAGUCAUCAAUGUGAGGUCUGGAGCUGAGCUUCCCGAGAAAUGUCGCGAGCUUGCUUUGCAUUUCGAGACUCAAGGAACGCCCAUAAUGAUUGGUGGAGGGGUACUCGCAUACACCCUAUUGGGUGUCGACUACAAUGAAGUGAGCGGAGAUUGUGCAUUUCUCAUACUCGACCCCCACUACACGGGCGGGGAAGACCUGAAGAAAAUAGUGAACGGCGGGUGGUGUGGAUGGAAAAAGGCUGUGGAUAGCAAAGGUAAGCAUUUCUUCCUACAUGAUAAAUUUUACAAUCUUUUGCUUCCCCAGAGGCCUAAUAUGGUUUAGCUUAGUCGAGGUUCGCACAUAGGAAAAUAUGUUUUGUAUGUUUAAGGUGAUAAAUGUGGAGGGUCAUUUUUUGCUCAUUUCAUCCUAUCCUAUCCUAUCCUUUUUUUUGAGGAUCAAUGAAUAGAUGAACUUAGAGAUCACAAGAAUUUGACACAUUUAUAGCACCAUGACAAAACCUCUUUUGCGAAACUUCUUCCAUUUCCGAGUGUUAUAUUGAUUACAUAUUAUGGAUGUGCUGAAGAGGGUUAAAAUAUAGGUUGAACUUUAGUACAAGAACAUUGGUUUCUGUUUAGGUGUGUUUGUUUGGGGUUUUGGAUAAAAAUAAAAAUUGUAUUUUUUUUUCUCUGUGAUGAAUAAUUGAAGGGUGUAUGUAUUUGUCCAUAAGGUGUAUUUUGAAUAUCUUUAAAUAAAAUUAAUAUUAUUUUAUAAUC
Messenger RNA from Andrographis paniculata, 2400 nucleotides. Its product is annotated as probable Ufm1-specific protease. The record is from RefSeq and is a predicted model, not a curated record. Bases 8 to 1969 code for a protein of 653 amino acids. Lineage: Eukaryota; Viridiplantae; Streptophyta; Magnoliopsida; Lamiales; Acanthaceae. The transcript is spliced from 13 exons.